This is a messenger RNA of Erythranthe guttata (spotted monkey flower), 2235 nucleotides long. RefSeq names its product sodium/hydrogen exchanger 6. NCBI's taxonomy places the organism in Eukaryota, Viridiplantae, Streptophyta, Magnoliopsida, Lamiales, Phrymaceae. Gene Ontology annotation, molecular function: sodium:proton antiporter activity; potassium:proton antiporter activity. The record is from RefSeq and is a predicted model, not a curated record. Gene Ontology annotation, cellular component: plasma membrane; endosome. Gene Ontology annotation, biological process: proton transmembrane transport; potassium ion transmembrane transport; sodium ion import across plasma membrane.
AUAAAAAAUACCAAAAGCGUACUAUGCAAGAGGCGUAAAAUUGCAGGAAACACAAGUGUAAGAUUAACAAGUCCAGUUCUACAAAAUCACUAAAGUCUCGAACCAGAAAAAAAAAAGACGAAAAGCCCUUAAAAAUAUCAGCACUCAACAGUGGUGAGUGCUAUAGAAAUUUAUCUCGUGAUUGUCGAUUCGGUUGAUACGUUCAUCUAUUGGUUGACGAAGAGCAAAUUGCCAACCGAGGAAUCGGCAUGGAAGAGUUGCGGAUAUCUCCGGCCGAUCCGAGGGGAAGUCCGGCGAAAGAGCAGCAAGCGGCCGGCGUCGGUAUUCUUCUUCAGAUUAUGAUGCUCGUUCUCUCCUUUGUCCUCGGCCACGUCCUUCGUCGUCAUCGGUUCUAUUAUCUUCCUGAAGCCAGUGCUUCGCUUUUGAUCGGUUUAAUUGUGGGGGUGCUGGCGAAUAUUUCCAAUACAGAGAAUAGCAUCAGGUCAUGGUUCAACUUCCACGAGGAGUUCUUCUUCCUGUUUUUGCUGCCGCCGAUUAUAUUCCAGUCAGGAUUCAGUCUGCAACCUAAACCAUUCUUUUCCAACUUUGGUGCCAUAGUAACAUUUGCAAUUUUUGGAACCUUUCUUGCUUCUGUGGUCACGGGCGUUUUAGUAUACCUUGCUGGAGCGACAUAUCUAAUCUACAGACUUCCUUUUGUUGAGUGUCUGAUGUUUGGUGCUCUCAUCUCAGCUACUGAUCCUGUCACCGUUCUGUCCAUAUUUCAGGAGCUUGGUACAGAUACGAAUCUGUACGCUUUGGUCUUUGGCGAAUCCGUGCUGAAUGAUGCAAUGGCAAUUUCUUUGUACAGGACGAUGUCACUGGUGAGGAGUCACUCGUCAUCGGAUCAAAAUCUUUUUAUGGUCGUGAUUAGAUUUCUGGAGACUUUCGUUGGAUCAAUGUCAGCAGGGGUCGGAGUUGGAUUCACUUCUGCUUUACUUUUCAAGUAUGCUGGUCUGGAUAUUGACAAUCUUCAAAACUUGGAGUGCUGUUUGUUUGUUCUUUUCCCAUAUUUCUCAUACAUGCUAGCCGAAGGGCUUGGUCUCUCGGGUAUCGUAUCUAUACUGUUCACUGGAAUAGUUAUGAAGCACUACAGUUUCUCAAACUUGUCAGACAAUUCUCAGAAGUUUGUGUCUGCAUUUUUCCAUCUGAUAUCAUCAUUGGCGGAGACUUUUGUAUUUAUUUACAUGGGAUUUGACAUAGCCAUGGAACAGCAUAGCUGGUCUCAUAUUGGAUUUAUCUUUUUUUCAAUUGUCUUCAUCUGUAUUGCAAGAGCUGCAAAUGUGUUCUGCUGUGGUUAUUUGGUGAAUUUGGUUAGACCUGCGCAUAGAAAAAUACCAAUGAAGCAUCAAAAAGCACUUUGGUAUAGUGGGCUCCGAGGGGCUAUGGCUUUUGCACUUGCCCUGCAAUCAGUUCACGAUCUUCCAGAAGGGCAUGGCCAGACAAUAUUUACUGCCACCACUGCAAUAGUUGUUUUGACAGUCUUGCUGAUAGGAGGAUCAACUGGAACCAUGCUUGAAGCUUUACAUGUUGUGGGUGAUAGCAAUGAGGUGUCAUUGGGAGAAAGCCUUGAGUCAAACAAUGGCUACAGAGCUCCUGUUUAUGAGGAUGAGGAGGAAUCUUCAUCUGGAAACCGGUUUAAGAUGAGACUUAAAGAACUCCGCAAUAGCACCGCAUCUUUUACUGCACUGGAUAGGAACUAUCUCACCCCUUUUUUCACAACUCAAAGUGGCGAGGAAGAUGACGAUCAUGAUGAGCUUUUCAGUGAUUCCGGGAGACCAAGUUUUCAUUGACAUAACCUAUAUUCAUCCUUCAAGAAAUACAACUAACUUCAUAGUGCUAUAUAUAUCUAUAUCUAUAUCUACAUAUAAACUUUGCAUACUCCAAUAGAAUAGCAGUUAGAGAGUAUCAGAGUAAAAAAAUUAGGAGUGGAACUGCUCAGUGCAGCUUCUUCUGAUCAGACCAAUCUAAUUUGUGUACAUGAUGUAUGAAACGAUUUGAAUGGUUCAAUUUUUUUUGGUGGUACAUGAAGUUUUUAAUAUGCAAUGUUGCCAAUCGAUUUUGCUGACUAGGAUGUUAGAAAAUCCAUUUGGUGACAAGUGUGAUUUUGACGACAUCUUCGAGAUGUCACAACAAUCAACAGCAUCUUACCCUACUGAGGGUCUCGUACAAUGAUGAAAUAUAUCGAGUUGUUUUUCA